Molecule: messenger RNA, 1851 nt
Organism: Aspergillus niger
Lineage: Eukaryota; Fungi; Ascomycota; Eurotiomycetes; Eurotiales; Aspergillaceae
Exons: 6
Coding region: 1-1851 (616 amino acids)
Biological process (GO): DNA-templated transcription; regulation of DNA-templated transcription
Molecular function (GO): DNA-binding transcription factor activity, RNA polymerase II-specific; DNA binding; zinc ion binding
Source: RefSeq, a predicted model, not a curated record
AUGGCCGAUACUAAGUCGCGCCCUUUGGCUCCCGCCCCGCCGGGUGCCAACGCCGCUCUCGAUGCCCAACAACGCAGGAAAAAUGUAGGCACCGCCUGUGCCGCCUGCAAGACUCGAAAGCUCAAGUGCACAGGUUCCGUGCCCUGUGCGAACUGCGUCAAGAGCAAAGUUGAAUGUACCCUCGACCGGAGCGCCGAUAAGCGUCGUCGCGGCGCCCUCAAACGCAAAAUCGAUCAGCUCGCCGACCAGGAGGACCUGCUCGUCCGGCUCGUCAGCGUUCUCCGCGAGAGUGGCAACCGUCGCGCCGUUCCCUUGAUCAACCUCAUCCGCAGUGACGCCUCGUUGGACGAGAUCCGCUACUACAUCAACCACCAGCUGCCUCGUUUGGACCUGGCCCAGACUCCGGAACUAGUCGAAGUAUGCCAGGAGGUGAAGCAACUCCAACCGUCUGAGGCGCGGUCCAUGCGGCGGAUUCUCGACGCCAAACGGUUAUCCGACAUCCCUCGCUUUCAGGUCCCCGCUCGACCGUGGACCACCGUCGUCUCCGAUAAUGAUUUCGUCUCCCAUCUUAUCUCGCUCUGGUUCACCUGGUCGCAUCCCUUUCGAAACUGGAUCGAUAAGGAGUUGUUUGUGCGGGACAUGCAGGCAGGAUCGCUGUCGGCUCGAUUUUGCUCACCGUUCUUGGUCAACAUAAUUCUGGCGGAUGCUUGCGCAUAUUCGGAUUACCCAGAAGCAUAUGCGAGACCGGGAGACGCGGCUUCGAAAGGAGCCCGCUUCUACGAGGAGGCCAAGCGUUUACUGGACAAGGAAGAGGGGCGGAUUACGCUUCCGACUGUCCAGGGACUAGGCGUAUUGUGGGCAUGUGCUUCGAUGACUGGGCGAGACCGACAAGGGUGGAUUCACCGCGGCCAACUUGCCUAUGCCAUCCAGGAACUCUCGCAAAAGAACUCCGUUCUAGCGUCAGAUGCCGAUGAGGAUACGCUCCGCAUGGUUCGAGUUGUCAACGGAACCGUCUGGGGUUUGUUUAAUGUGGCCACGAGUCACACCUUGGCCGACAAGAGCCGCCCCUUGAUUAAGCCGCCGCAGCGCCACAGUUUGCCCUUCGUCAGCCAUGAGGGCGACUCGGACGAAUGGCGACCGUAUCCGGACCACACCGAAGGAACGGAGGGGCAUUCGGUCUGUCUGUUCAGCGCGCUUUGUGGCUUGAGUCUGAUUGCGUACGAUGUAGCGACCUUCUUCCACCGAGAGGCGCCAUCGCGCCCACGGGCGGAGACAGAAACGAAAGUGGCCGAUCUUCAUGAGCGUCUUCGCGUCUGCUCCGAUCGAUGGCCCACGUGCUUGAAGACUAAACUUGAGGCUCCACAUAUCCUCUGUCUACAUAACCGGAAUAGUAUGUAUCACCAUGCGAUCAUUAUGAGAAUCUACGAGCCCCUGAAGGAAUAUUCCACCUUGCCCGCCCCAACGAUCUCGCCUGCGCGCGCCCGUGAGAUGUGUUUUUCGUCGGCACGUAAUAUUGCCCACCUGAUGCGGAUCCACCGUUCUUGCUGGGGUCUCGACCGCAUGCCCGUCAGCAACAUCCAGUGUAUCACCGAGGCCUUGUUCACAUUACUAGAUGACUUGGAGGAGCCCAACAACCGUGAGGCAUUUAUCACCCUCAGUAUCGCGGCCAAGGCAUUUUCGCGACGAUGGGAUUCGAGCCGGACCGUCUUGGGCACGCUCCGCACGACCGCACAGACGAAGAGGCUGGCACUGCCCAGUGAAACAGACUCGCUGUUUACCACCCUGGUCGCACCGCCAACAUUUGGCGUGCGCGACAGUGUUGACCUCCUGGAUGACAGUGAGGAGGCGUAG